Messenger RNA from Aspergillus uvarum CBS 121591, 1224 nucleotides. Its product is annotated as 4-hydroxyphenylpyruvate dioxygenase family protein. Lineage: Eukaryota; Fungi; Ascomycota; Eurotiomycetes; Eurotiales; Aspergillaceae. The coding region runs from base 1 to 1224 and encodes 407 amino acids. Gene Ontology annotation, biological process: L-tyrosine catabolic process. The record is from RefSeq and is a predicted model, not a curated record. Gene Ontology annotation, molecular function: 4-hydroxyphenylpyruvate dioxygenase activity. The transcript has 3 exons.
AUGCCUUCCAAUGAGUCUCUUGCCCAGCCUGCGGCCAGCAACGGCAACAACGCCCUCCUCCGCAGCGUCAACCCGAACUACACCGGCUAUGACUAUGUAAGCUGGUACGUCGGCAACGCCCGCCAAGCGGCGACAUACUUCGUCGCCCACUUCGGCUUCAGCAUCGUCGCCUACCGCGGCCCCGAGACGGGCUCCUAUCUCUCAUGCUCGUACGUCGUGGCCAACGGCGCCGCCCGAUUCGUAUUUACCGCUCCUAUCGUGGCUGUGGAUCACGCUGCCGAACAACGGGGCUCGGACGCGGAUCGCCGGCUGCUCGACGAGAUCCAGGCACACUUGAACAAGCACGGGGACGGGGUCAAGGACAUCGCAUUCCAGGUCGAGGAUGUGACGGGCGUCUGGGAGCACGCCGUCCGGAACGGAGCCGUGUCGCUCCAGGAGCCCACGACCCUGACCGACGAGGUUGAUGGCCAGAUUCUCCGGGCCACGAUCAAGACCUUCGGAGACACGGCGCACACGCUCCUCAACCGCUCCGGCUACCGGGGUGUCUUUCUUCCCGGGUACGUCGCCGUUUCGGGCCUGGACCGCUUGAACGACCUGCUGCCGCCGGUCGAUGUCAUUGAGAUUGAUCAUUGCGUGGGCAACCAGCCCUGGGAUGGGUUGGAUACCAUCGUCAACUAUGAGGACGCGUUGAACUUCCACCGCUACUGGACCGUCGACGACAAGGAAAUGUGCUCCGAGUUCUCCGCGAUGCGCUCGGUUGUCGUUGCCUCGCCGGACGAGGUGAUCAAGAUGCCCAUGAAUGAGCCGGCUGUGGGGCUCAAGAAAUCCCAGAUCGAAGAAUUCGUCGACUACUACAACGGCGCCGGCUGCCAGCACAUCGCCUUCCGCACGGACAACAUCAUCGCCGCCGUCGAGAACCUCGGCCAGCGCGGCGUCAACUUCCUCACCGUGCCGGCGAACUACUACACGACCAUGAAGAAGCGGCUCGCGGCGAGCAGCCUCAGCAUUGCCGAGGAUAUUGACAUCCUGCAGAGGUACAACAUCCUGAUCGACUUCGACGAGGGCGGCUACCUGCUGCAGAUCUUCACCAAGCACGUCGUCGACCGCCCCACGGUAUUCAUCGAGAUCAUCCAGCGCGAGAACUUUGAUGGCUUUGGGGCUGGGAACUUUCGGAGUUUGUUUGAGGCAUUCGAGCGGGAUCAGGCUGCGAGAGGGAAUUUGUAG